AUGGAAAGAGAUUUGCCCCAUGGGGAGGGAUUCCUCCUCUGCCUCCUUCUCCACCUGCUGCUUCAAGGUAAGACGCUUCAAAUGAUGACAUCAUUCCUGUGGCUAACUAUGUUUAUCAGGUGGAACCCAGAAGAAUGUGGGGGCAUCAGGAAGCUCAGCAUAGCAACUGAAAACCUGUGGCUUCCAGAUAUCUUCAUCAAGGAGUUGAUAAUUGUGGACCAGGCACCUACGGGGCUCAUGGCUAUGUCAGCAGUGAAGGGAGGGUCCAAUACAACAAGCCAAUGAAGGUGGUCUCCAUCUGUAGCCUGGACAUUUUCUAUUUCCCCUUUGAUGAACAAAACUGCACGUUCACCUUUAACUCUUUCAUCUACACAGGUGAGUGAGGCUCAUAAAUAGUCUUGCAGGAUAUUUCAAACAUAUCACGGACCCUCAUUCAGAGCAAGGGAGUGGUUACUUCUGGGUAUCUACCAGAGCACAAAGAAGACGAUUGUGAGCACCAACCAGUACGACCAACUUGUUUUCCAUGUGGCCAUCAGGCGCAGGCCCAAACUCUAUGUCAUAAACCUUCUGGUGCCCAGUAGCUUUCUGGUUGCCAUCGACGCCCUCAGCUUCUACCUGCCAGCAGAAAGUGGGAACCGCGCCCCAUUCAAGAUGACCCUUCUGCUGGGCUACAACGUCUUCCUGCUCAUGAUGAAUGACUUACUCCCAGAUACUGGCACUCCCCUUAUUAAAGUCUGGGAGGAUCCAGUGGUCCUCACACAGGCCUGCCUUGCCUUCCCUCCAGAUGUCUACUUUACUGUCUGUCUGUCCCUGAUGGUGCUCAGCCUGCUGGAGACCAUCUUCAUCACCUACAUGCUGAACCUGGCCACCACCAAGCCCCCACCCAUACCCCCGUGGUUCCAUUCCCUGCUUCUGCACUGCACCAGCCCAAUGAAAUGCUGUCCCACUGCUCCCCAGAAGGGAAACAAGGACCUGGGCCUCACCCCCGCCCACCUGCCUGGUCUGAAGGAGCCUGUAGAGUUUGUGCAGAAGGUGCCAGGUCCCCAGGAGGGGACCAAUGGUUGCCCUGUGUCAGCAAGAAUCUGUCAGGAAGAUGUGGCUCAGAAGCAGCGCUUGGUCAGCCUGUGGAUACAGUUCAGCCGCAUGAUGGACACCCUGCUGUUCCGCCUCUACCUGCUCUUCAUGGCCACCUCCAUCAUCACAGUCAUCGUCCUCUGGAACACCUAG
Molecule: messenger RNA, 1227 nt
Organism: Phyllostomus hastatus (greater spear-nosed bat)
Lineage: Eukaryota; Metazoa; Chordata; Mammalia; Chiroptera; Phyllostomidae
Product: 5-hydroxytryptamine receptor 3D-like
Biological process (GO): nervous system process; monoatomic ion transmembrane transport; chemical synaptic transmission
Cellular component (GO): neuron projection; membrane; synapse
Molecular function (GO): extracellular ligand-gated monoatomic ion channel activity; transmembrane signaling receptor activity; neurotransmitter receptor activity
Source: RefSeq, a predicted model, not a curated record